Molecule: messenger RNA, 1926 nt
Organism: Coccomyxa subellipsoidea C-169
Lineage: Eukaryota; Viridiplantae; Chlorophyta; Trebouxiophyceae; Coccomyxaceae
Product: RNI-like protein
Exons: 11
Coding region: 1-1926 (641 amino acids)
Biological process (GO): SCF-dependent proteasomal ubiquitin-dependent protein catabolic process
Cellular component (GO): SCF ubiquitin ligase complex
Source: RefSeq, a predicted model, not a curated record
AUGGCCGCUGGCGUGCGAGGGGAGAGCGCUUGUUGGGAUGCCUUCCCUGCCGACCUCCUGGCGGAGGUACUGCGGAAGUUCCCUGAAAGCGACGCUCUGAGCCUUGGCAGCGUCUGCCAAACCUGCAGAUCUUCUAAAAAACUCAGGGAAGCACUCCUGGAGCUCAGGAGGGGCACCACCCUGCGCAAGCUGGACUUGAGCGGGUGUGAUUUGACCAUGCCUGCUGGAACUUUACUGGAUCUGCUGUGGAACCUCACUCAGCUGGAGCAUCUGGCGAUUGCGCAACAGUUGCCCAAAUAUGAUGCAUGCUUCCAGGUGGAUGACGAGCUGUGUGAGGCACUGGGGCGAAUGCGUGGAUUGACCCAUUUGGACCUGCGGCAGCCCUCACCCAUAACUGGACGCGGCCUAGACAGGCUGGCAGGUCUGGAACGCCUCAGAACGCUGCGCUUGGGCCCCUGUGCUGGUCUCCUUGACUCCAGCUUCCAGUCCAUAGCCUGCCACACGCAGCUGACUGAGUUGGAUAUCUGCUUCGGGGAGAAGGGCAGAACAUGCACAAGUCUUCCAGCAGAGGUUCUUGCGCAAUUGGCAACGCUGCCAAAUCUGGUGAGCCUGCAGCUCGCUGGGUUUGACACCAGCCGAACUGAAGACCUGCCCAGCCUCCACUGUCUCUCCACCUUGACCCACCUUGGCCUCAGCCAAGUCACUAAUUCAAGGUCUCCCGGUGGUGUGGCCACAUUUCUCCGCUGCAUGCCAAUCCAGAGCCUUAUCAGGCUGGAGCUGAAUCAGUGCAACAUUGGCAUAGAUGUAUUCCCGCUCAUUUCACAAGCCACCACACUGAGGGCGCUCAGCGUCACGCAGUGCUCACCGGUGUACGGGUUGGACCUCCAUCACAUGUCAGGCCUUUCCAGGCUGGAGAGUCUGACACUGGAUCACAGCCACCCCUUGUCAUCCAACUGGAGCUUCCUGCAGCACCUCACGCGGCUGACUCAGUUCAGCUGCGCUGCCCACAAGGAUGCUCUGCCGAUGUCCAGCGACCACAACAUUGCAGGCCUCCUGGAAAAUGCCAUAGCGCGCAAAGACUUGCAAAGGCUGGACCUCAGAGGCCACUUGUUGGGCAAAGAACUCGGCGAUAUCGCCGCACUGACGGCCCUAACAGAGCUGGACAUCUCAGCGGCGGGCUGUGAUGUGGCAUCGCACCCCUCCAUUGCAUGUGUCUUCAACCUGGGGCUUGCGCAAUUGGCGGGGCUGAGCAGACUGCAGCGGCUGAAUCUCGCCUGCACAGCUGUCGACGAGGAGGGCCUCCGCGGCAUAUGCAGCGGCCUUCGGGAAUUGUUGCACCUGGACCUAUCAGGGAGUGCAGUGGAGGACGCUGAUCUGGCGCACCUAACUAAGCUGCCGCGGCUGCAAAGCCUGCGCAUUAACAACCAGCCGGCGCUGGAUGACAUCAGCGAUGCCGGGCUCGCUGAGGUCAGCCGCGUCAGCGCGCUGCGCUGCCUGGAAGUUAAGGGCAACCAGUGCAUCACGGCUGCAGGGCUGAAGCACCUGUCAGCGCUGACUGGACUGUCUGACCUGGACGUCAGCGACUGCUCCGCCAUCAACCCCAAGCGCGCUCUGAACAGCCUCCAGGGCUGCACCGCGCUGCGCAUGCUCUGCUUGGGCAGCGCUUACAGCGUCUGCCAUGCGGAACCCUGCCGUGACCCUCCAAGGGUGAGCAAAGCGAGCAUCGCCGCCUUCCGGGCGCGCAUGCCCUUCCUGCACACCCUCACCCUCGCGCCCCACCACAUUGUGCCUGACGUUCCAUGCAAGAAGGUGAUGGCAUCAGCAGUGCAGAAUUUGGAGGAUUGGAUGUUGUGGCUGAUGCUGAUAUGGCUGUCCAUCAGCGGCAGCACGCAAGAACUGGUCAAGGCCCUGCGCACCACAAUCUAA